Messenger RNA from Apodemus sylvaticus (European woodmouse), 4030 nucleotides. RefSeq names its product sodium/potassium transporting ATPase interacting 1 (gene Nkain1). Gene Ontology annotation, biological process: regulation of sodium ion transport. NCBI's taxonomy places the organism in Eukaryota, Metazoa, Chordata, Mammalia, Rodentia, Muridae. The record is from RefSeq and is a predicted model, not a curated record. The transcript has 7 exons. The coding region runs from base 67 to 690 and encodes 207 amino acids.
UCGCCGGCCCCGCCGCCCCGGGGCGCCAUCGGGACGACGCGGCCCCGCGCGGCGCGAGGAGGAGCCAUGGGCAAGUGCAGCGGUCGCUGUACGCUGGUCGCCUUCUGCUGCCUGCAGCUGGUGGCGGCACUCCAGCGGCAGAUCUUCGAUUUCCUGGGCUACCAGUGGGCCCCCAUCCUGGCCAACUUCCUGCACAUCAUGGCUGUCAUCCUGGGCAUCUUUGGCACCGUGCAGUAUCGGUCCCGGUAUCUCAUCCUGUACGCAGCCUGGCUGGUACUCUGGGUUGGCUGGAAUGCCUUCAUCAUCUGCUUCUACCUGGAAGUUGGACAGCUAUCCCAGGACCGGGACUUCAUCAUGACCUUCAACACAUCCCUGCAUCGCUCCUGGUGGAUGGAGAACGGGCCAGGCUGCCUGGUGACUCCGGUCCUGAACUCCCGCCUGGCCCUGGAGGACCAUCAUGUCAUCUCGGUCACUGGCUGCCUGCUGGAUUAUCCUUACAUUGAAGCCCUCAGUAGUGCCCUGCAGAUCUUCCUAGCCCUCUUCGGCUUCGUGUUUGCCUGUUAUGUGAGCAAAGUCUUCCUGGAAGAGGAGGACAGCUUUGACUUCAUCGGUGGCUUUGACUCCUACGGGUACCAAGCGCCGCAGAAGACGUCGCAUUUACAGCUGCAGCCUCUGUACACGUCCGGGUAGCUUCUGUCCGGUACCUAGCCAAGUACAGCUCCCUGGACCGCUGGAGCCUGAAGCAGCGCUGUCUGAAAGCUCGGAUCACGAUGGGCCGGCGCGCCCCCUGGCGGCGCUUAGGCUAACUGCAGCUUGUGCAGCCUCCUGGAUCUGCAGCCCCUGGAGCCCAUGUGGACUCAGACUUGACCUUGGACCUGACCCUAGCUCUAGCCGGAUUUCAGGCUAGGGGCAGGACGGGGCGGGGGGAGGGGGAAUCGCUGGGUUUGUAUUUUUUUUUUUUUUAUUCUCAGCCUUGGUACCUUCCGGGCUCUUCCUCUUUCUUCAACUCUACUCCUUACCUAGUAUCUCCCUCAGUCCAAACAGCAAGACAGACACUCACCCCAUCUCACCGCUCAUUUACCUGCUCUGGGGAAAGAUACUGUGAACUAGAAGCAGGAGUUCUGCCCUCAUCGGGCAGAGUCUUUGCUCUCUCCGGGCCUCAGUUUCCCCACAUCAAAUAAUUAAAAUGAUCCCUUAGCCGAUGAUGCUUCUAGUACACUCGUUUGACUUUCAAUUCCCUGAGCUACACUGCAGAUGUGGAAACUAAGGCCCAGAGAUUUGAGGUGACUUGCUUGAAGCCACACAGUAGGGUUUCAGCAGAGGCAGGCUUUGAAUCUGGGGUACUCUAGUUUGAGACUCUCCAACCCGGUAUCUGGCCUCUGGCCUUGGUUUACAAGUCCCCCUUCUAGCCUGGACAUUCCAGAACACUCACACAUCACCACCAUCACCACGCACCAACUCCACUCUUAAAGCAAUAUAUACCAGUUCAUUCUCUUGGGAGCCAGACAGACAGAGCCUAAAGCCUUGAGUUCAGCCUGACCCCCAGGAAGCCUUUGUAGACUCAGCCUGCUCCUCUUUGGCAAGCUUUGAAACCUCGUCCUCCAGGAAAGCUGAACCGCCACUCCUCCACCAGGUCCCUAAGCCUGGGUCCCUGUCCCAUGAGCCCUUCCUUCCAAGCAAUCCAACAACCCUCGAUUCUUCCACCUACUUCACCAUUGUGGUCCCCUAGGGGAAGGAGAUGGUGUUCAGAAGCAAGCCUGGGGAUACAAAGGGGCAGAAUGGGGGGAGGGUGACUAUGGUCAGGAGGACCAGAAUCCCACCCUUCCCGAGGACAAGCGGAGAGGGCUCUUCUUCAUCUUCCUCCUCCACAGAUGCCCUGAGGACUCCAUGUUCUCAAUAGUGCUUGGCGACUUCUGUACAGAGAGAAAACAGGCAUCAGUGCCUCCAGUCUGUGAAGCAGAAGCAAUAGGACGGGCAACUAAGAUGCAGGGGGACCUAGCAGGGAGCUUGCGCGGUGGAGAUGGUUCGCACCACACUGUGGCGAACACAUCGCUCUCCAGGCUUUUCUGAGCUAGAGUGGCAAGCCCACUCCACAACUCCAUCCAGGCCCAGGAGCUCCUCUGGCCAUCAGGGUCCCUGGGUGGUGAGCCUAAUCAGAGGGCAACAAGUUUCCUUUAGGCCAAGCUACCUCUUGCCACCAGGCCACCUCCCACCAGCAACGCCCACUUCUCCCAUCCCUUCCCACAGGCUCCUGGUUCUACUCAAGGGUUUACCACGGAUGCUCUGACGCCUUUUGGUUUAUAAGCUGGGUUUUGCAGGGGGUCUGGGUUUGCUCCUCAAUGAGACCUUGUGGGCCUGGUAUCCAUGCAGGUUGGUUGAUUAAAAAAAAAAAAUGUGUUUUCUUCACUGUGUACCUGUCUUGCCCUCUUGGUCAGAAAGAUCUCUGAAGGGGAAAAGCCCCUGCCAAAAAAAAAACAAAAACAAAACAAAACAAAAAAAAAAAAAACAAAAAACAAAUGGGCAAAACUGAGUGGUUAUUUCAUUUUUAACGUAUAUACCUACAUUGAGUGUGUUUCUUUGAGACAGAGUCUCGCUAUGUAGUCCUGACUGAUCCAGAACUCACCAUGUAGACCAGGGUGGCCUUGAACUCAUAGAAAUCUUGCCCAGCACUCUGAGGUGCUUGGAUUAAAGAUGUGAGCUACUGCACUUGGCCCUCCUUUUGAAACUAUCUUAUUUACAAUCGUUUGUUUGGGGGGUAGGGGGGCAUGCAUGCCACAGUGUUUUGUUGGAGGGUGGAGGACAGCUUUGUGAUGUUUCUUCUCUGCAUCCACCUUUUAUUCCUCUACUGUAUUUAUUUGUGUGUGGUAUGGGUUAGGGGUUGAACUCACAUGACAGAGAGUGCAUGUGAACUCAGAACCAUUUGCUGGGAUCAGUUUUCUUCUACCAUGUGAGUCCCGGGUAUUGAACUCAGAUCCCGAGGCUUACUUUUACUUAGCAAGUGCCUUUACCACUGAGGCAACUCUGUGUGUGUGUGUGUGUGUGUGUGUAGGUUUCACUCUGCAGCCCAGUCUGUUAUUGAAUUUGUAAUCUUCCUGCUUUACCCCCUCAAUGUUGGGUUGCUAGUGGGCACCACCAUGCCUAGCCUUUAUUAUGUACUUCUGAAGCCCUGGCUUGUGCCUUAGACUGGCAUUAUGGCUUUGGGCAAGCCACUGACUUUUCCUUCCUCAAAAUAGCGCAGAGGCUGCUGCAGUAGUGGUGCAUACCUCUAGUUCCAAGACCUGGAGGCAGAAAAAGGUAGAGCUUUAGAAUUUGCAGCCAGCCUGGUCUACAGAGUGAGUUCCAGAACAGCAGGGGCUACACAGAGAAACCUGAGGGGAGAGAAGGGGGGUGAGAAAUGCAAAAUGGUCUGUGUUUUAUUUGCUCUUUCUGAUGAUGUUUCUGGGUUUCUCGCAUCUUAAGCCCUUCUCUCUUCUUGACAACUGAGUUCCUGGUUUUGAAUGAUCUGUGUCUUGGUUACUGUUUUAGUGCUGGGAAGAGACACCGUGACCACAGGAACUUAUAAAAGACAGCAUUUAAUUGGGGGCUUGCUUACCGAUUCAGAGCAUGGCCAUCCCAUCACAGCCGGGAGCAUGUUGGCAGACAGGCAGGCAGGUAUGACACUGGAGUCUGAGAGCUUACAUCUGAUCUAGAAACUGCAGGCAGAGAGUGAGAUCGGGCCUGGUGUGGACUUUUGAUACCUCAAAGCUCACCCCUAGGGACAUGCCUCCUCCAACAAAACCACACCUCCUAAUCUUUCCCAAACAGUCCACCUACUGAGAACCAGCAUUCAAAUAAAUGAGCCUGUGGGGGCUGCUCUCACCCAGACCACAAGCGAGCAGACAGUGCGGCGUUCUGCGUGGAUUCCUCCCGCCUACCUGGACAUUCUGGAUCAUUCUGUCAACCUUGCUCAAGAACCAGUAUUUCCGCUUGACUUUGAAUCUUAGAAUCCACUUAAUUAAUUAAGUUAAAUAAAUAAAGUCAAAGAAGUCUA